Messenger RNA from Maudiozyma saulgeensis, 2115 nucleotides. The record is from the annotation of a GenBank genome assembly. NCBI's taxonomy places the organism in Eukaryota, Fungi, Ascomycota, Saccharomycetes, Saccharomycetales, Saccharomycetaceae.
AUGUACGUUAGAAACUUAACUGAAAAUAAUAAUAAUCGAAGUAAUGAAAAUUCUCAGGAUUCAUUUGAUAAUCUAAAUAAUAAUGGACAACAAUUAUCAAAUCCUUUCAUGGGUAGUGAUGAAGAUAAUUUAGAAUCUGGAUCAUCUUCAUCAUUAGAUUUUAAUAAUACAACAAACAAUACAAAUAAUUUAGAUAAUAGUCAUAUUUCAGAUUAUAAAGGUUACUAUUCAAAAAAUGCAAGUGCAUUAAACCAAAAUAAUAAUUCUGCAUAUUUAAUGCCACCAAGAUCUGCAAACUCUCCACUCCCACAAAUAAAUUCACCAAAUUCAAUGGAGCCAAAUACUAAUGAAAUUUUUUCUCCACCUGAAUUCGAUAGAUAUCCACUUUUAGGAUCAAGAGUCUCUUCACAAGCAAAUUUACAAUCUCCUUCAAAUGCUAAUUCCCCAAAUCCAAUGUCGUAUGGUUCUCCUUUAGCAGAUAAUUCAAAUGCUUCAUUCUCUUCAUCGAAUCCUUUUAAUGGUGAACAAGAUUUUUCACCAUUUGGUGGGUAUCCAACUUCAUCUUUCCCGUUAUUGAUAGAAGAAAAAGAAGAAGAUGAUUAUUUACAUAAUCCUGAUCCAGAAGAAGAAGCUAGAUUAGAUAGAAGAAGAUUCAUCGAUGAUUUUAAACAUAUGGAUAGAAAGUCUGCAGGUGGUAUUCUUGGUGUAUUUACUUUAAUUGGUGCUGGUAUUGCCAUUUUCGUGAUUUUACCAGCUUUAACUUUCACAGGUGUAACAGAUUAUGGUUCUUCAAAGGGAGAAGUUAUAGAUUAUUUAACAUCAUAUCAAUAUCCACGUUUAGCAGCAAUUAGAACAGAAUUAGUAGAUCCUGAUACUCCAUCAUCUGCAAAGACAAGAAAGGCAAAAGAUGGCUCCAAUUGGAAAUUAGUAUUUUCUGAUGAAUUUAAUGCCGAGGGAAGAACUUUUUAUGCUGGUGAUGAUCAAUUUUGGACAGCUCCAGAUAUUCAUUAUGAUGCCACUAAGGAUUUAGAAUGGUAUGACCCAGAUGCCUCUACAACAGUUAAUGGUACUUUACAAUUACGUAUGGAUGCAUUUAAAAAUCAUGAUUUAUAUUAUAGAUCAGGUAUGUUACAAAGUUGGAAUAAAUUAUGUUUUACUCAAGGUAUGUUAGAAAUCUCUGCAAAUUUACCAAAUUAUGGUCGUGUUACAGGUCUAUGGCCUGGUCUAUGGACGAUGGGUAACUUAGGUAGACCAGGUUAUUUAGGUUCAACUGAAGGUGUAUGGCCAUAUUCAUACGAGUCAUGUGAUGCAGGUAUAACACCUAAUCAAAGUUCCCCAGAUGGUAUUUCAUAUCUACCUGGUCAAAAAUUGAACGCUUGUACAUGUGAUGGUGAAGAUCAUCCAAACCAAGGUGUUGGUAGAGGUGCUCCAGAAAUUGAUAUCAUUGAAGGUGAAGUCGAUACUACUUUAAAUGUUGGUGUCGCAUCUCAAUCCAUGCAAAUUGCUCCUUUCGAUAUCUGGUAUAUGCCCGAUUAUGAUUUUAUUGAAGUUUAUAACUUUAGUACAACGAACAUGAAUUCGUACGCUGGUGGUCCCUUCCAACAAGCUGUCUCAGCCGUCUCCACAUUGAACACAACAUGGUACGAAUUUGGUCAAGAUGCUGGUUAUUUCCAAACAUUUGGUAUCGAAUAUUUAAAUGACGACACAGAUGGGUACUGUCGUUGGUUCGUAGGUGAUAACCCAACUUUCACUAUUUAUGCCAAUGCUCUCCAUCCAAACGGUAACAUUGGUUGGAGAAGAAUAAGUAAAGAACCAAUGUCCAUUAUUAUGAACUUAGGUAUCUCUAAUAAUUGGGCUUAUAUUGAUUGGAGAAUGAUUUUCUUCCCUGUAAAAAUGUCUGUCGAUUAUGUGAGAUUAUACCAACCAUCAGAUGCCGUUUCAGUUACUUGUGACCCUGAAGGAUACCCAACAUACGACUAUAUUGAAGACCAUCUUAAUAUUUAUUCGAACCCUAAUCUUACCUCGUGGAGUGCCGGAGGUUACACAUACCCAAAGAAUCAAUUGACUGGCAACUGUGAAAGUUCUAAGUUUCAAUCUAAGGAAAUUCUAUUAUAA